Molecule: messenger RNA, 4272 nt
Organism: Fomitopsis serialis
Lineage: Eukaryota; Fungi; Basidiomycota; Agaricomycetes; Polyporales; Fomitopsidaceae
Exons: 5
Coding region: 1-4119 (1372 amino acids)
Source: RefSeq, a predicted model, not a curated record
AUGGGAAUCCGAGUUAGUGACCGCGACUCGGAUGCACGAGGAUCGUCUCUGCACGGCGUGCAUCACGCAGGAUGGCGUUCAUCGGAGGCCUGGCGGGGCGACGGGGAUCUGGUGCAGGAUGGAGAUGAUCAUAGCGAGGACUUGGAUGCGUCCGAGUCUCAGUCCGAGUCGGACGAAGAGUCUGGUUCGUCCGCAUCUGACAGCCAUUCAUCGCCGAGCCCCAAGCACCCGAAAUGUCGGGGCAUCCUUGUACACUGGACACCCGGAUCAGUAUGGGAUACUUAUCCCUUUCAUCGCCAUGAAUCACGCACGUUUCCGUGGGAGCUUGUUGGGAUCGAGAAUACCAACUGGCUUCGUUUGCGCUCCACAGACUGUCGACGAUAUGCGCACACGAGGAACACAACCCAGUGCGACCCCUGUGAAAAGAUCCCACGUCUAUCGGAGUACAUCAAUUUCGUAAACAGAGCGGAUGGGGACGCACCGAAGAACACGCCAUACCUCUAUUUGACUCACAAGCAGUUGAUAGCUAAGAAGAAGAUUUCACGGAGAGACCGGCGGAUCAAUGACCACCAACGACUCACCAUGCUACUCGCUACCAAUGAUGUGAAGCGGCUACGCGAGCUGCUUGCUGUAGCGCUGCGAAACGGGUCCAGCCCACGCUACCUAUUCUCGCAGCUUCAGCGCGCGAUCUCCGGUGUCUACAAGGCGCGGGGGCCUGGAGGCCGGUUUGAUAAACGCGAUCUUGAGAUCGCAUUCCUUGCCAAAGCUCUCGGUGGUCCACGGCUCCUGUAUGCUCUCAAUCACUCGCAUGGAUUGCCAUCCCCAUCUACUGUCAACGACACUUACCCUGUCCCUCAACUCCUCCCAUGCAUCAAGGCCCCGGUGCACCACGAAGUCUCUGGUAACAUUGGACGGCUCAUGGCACCCGAGGUCAAGCCGCCCGCGCCGGUAUACGAGUCGAAUAAGCAGGCAGGCAUGAUUGCGAUGUUUGAUGGUGUUGCAAUCGAAGAGAAGUGCCGAUAUCUUGCUGCCAGCGACUCUAUUGCUGGCCUCUGUCGUGAACAUUCCGCAGACAUCGUGACGCGCGUUACGAGCCUCGAGGAUGUUGAGGCAGUUAACCGUGCGCUACAUGGCGAGGAUCCGACCUGUCAUUAUGGGAAGGAUGCGACGAUCGGCGCAGUCGCACCUUAUGCUCGCACCGACCAUUACGGUGCUACUCCGCUUUUUGCAUCACCGUCAUGCAAGAGCGAGGAUGGUGCAGAUCUCGGCCUUUGGCUGGGAACAUUCUUGACAGCAUGGAAGACCCAUCCGAAUGGAGAGACGAUGCACGGACCUAUAUGGACUGUUGGGAGUGACGGCGAAGCAUCGUUUCGCAAAGCGAAGUUCAAUCUGUGUAUGUCUGAGUCAAUACCGCAUGACUCGGAGCUGGGGACACACCUCUAUCGGAUGAUUGGCAUGAACACGACCUGCGGACGUGAUGGCAUUGUAGCUACCUGUGAUCCAAAGCACGUAAUCAAGAGGUUUGCGACCCUGUUGCGCAACCCAAGAGGCAUCCUUGUACACGAUACAUGCAUCCAGUCUCUCGACGUCUACCAGCAUCUACAAGAUCUACCCUCCAUGACACCCGAAAAGGCUCGUCAGCUCCUCGACCCUGUAGACAAGCAGAACGUACCGAAGGCAGUCACCCUCAUGCAGACUCUUCUACGCCUUGCGACAGACGCAAAAGCAUCAUCCUCGCCCAGUCACCUUCAUCGACGUCGGAUGCUGAUCUUCAUCGCACGGACAUUCGCCUACUUCACGCUGCCGUUCAUCUCUGUUGGCUAUAGCCUCGCACAGCAAAUCAAGUCGCUGGCGACCUACGCAUUCCUCGCAUCAGCCAUGUGGAUCCGACAUGGCACGUCCUUCAUGACUGGGGCGCUGUAUGCUGAUUCGCAGGCGAUCGUACGGAACAUCAUCAUCACGGCACUACGACUUCAGAUAGUGGACAGGAACAUACCAUUCCAUAUCAUCCUGGAGGGUACCGACCGCCUCGAACGCCUCUUCUCUGAGUGCCGUACCCAGGAUCACAGCCGGAAUUUCGAUAUCCUACAACUGUGCGAGAAGCUCAGUGUCAGCACCCUGAUCAGCUCGAUCUUCGAGCGCAAUCCUGACCUCGAUCGCGGCCAUCGACGACUCAAUCUUGUCGACGCACUAGGAGUCGACCACGUCAAUCCUGUUUCAUGGAAGGGCGACGUCAUCGUGGGUCACGUCGAGGUCGAGGUUGAGUGGACCCGAGGGCGGUUGGAUGCGAGUGCUCUCCUUGACGAGUAUUUUGGCGAGGCAGCGCGUGUCGACUUUGCAUCGCUAUUCGCACACAGCACGUGCGACCUACUGCGACCUGGGCCUCAUGGCAAGUAUGUGGGAUUACGACAUACCAAUGAUGACGACCGCACAGAGGGUGAAGAAGAAGCCUCAACUGACACUUCGAUCCCAAGAGACCCUGAUCCUGGGAAUGCCGGGGAUGCCACAGAGUCACAAUCAACAGUACUACCCGACUCGGAAGACUUCAACGACGUACCUCUCGGAGUCGAGAUAGACGACUUUCUGCCCGACACAAUCAAUGCGACGAGCAGUGGAACCCUACCAGAGGAAUCACCUCUAUCACACGACACGACGCGCUUCAUUCAGGUCGGCGAGAAACGCUUUCUCAAGUCAUCUGUUGUCGCUGCGUUCCUGACAUCCAACCGGGGUAAGAAGGUUCCCAUGCGGACGCUCCGCGCUCAGGGUGUGACGCUCGAAGACCUCCGCAAUUCGGACAAAUGGAACUUGCCAGGCUUAACUGGUGAGAACGUCAUUCGUUCGGGGGACACCGCCGCGACACUCGUUUGCAUCUCCGACUCUGGGACUAUAUGCCUAGCUGUCGUCGAGAUCAUGAAGUUCUUGCGGCAGGGAGACAGCGCGUGGCUCACUGGUGUUGAAGCCGCCGAGCUGUCUCAACAGGGAUCUACCCUCACUGUCGAGGUUCAGACACUGCAGCUCAUAGAGUGUCAGCAAAGCGGUUCCGAUGCCUGGCAAUGGACUAGACAGUAUGUCCGCUCCGGAACGAAGGGAUCGGACCAUGAACAAGCCACAACCAAGCAACACACCUUGCUCGUUCCCGGGUUUCUCAUUCUUCCGUUGAGCCCUCAGAUCGUCGAGCUUACGCGCGAGACCGAAGCAGACAACUCAGGUCAACCGAACAGGCCACAUGAACCACAGGCCAACUCGGACGGAGAGUCAUCUCGUGCACAGACGACUUGGUCGUACAUCGCGUCUGACCUACACGAUGCACUGGACAUCGCAUGGGAUGCACUUGGCUCUGAGUCGGAGGAGCUCAUGGCGAACGUCGCGAUGUUACCAGUUCUCGAAACAGGCGAGCUACCCUAUACAAGCCGUCACGAUGAGCCGCAAUUCAUCGUAGUAGACCUUCCAGCACACUUGACUGUGGAGAAGAAGUCCGGGUCCACAAAAGUGACUUGCUUCAUCUGCGGUGAGUCCGAGACCAUCGCGCAGAUGCGGAAUCAUGUAGGGCAUCAUCUACUGUAUGAACUGCGCGACGUACCUGACCCGAAGCCUCACAAGAUCGAGAUUGGGACCGAACCGUGCGGAUGGUGCGGACGCGACGGCGAGUGCAUCACACAACUUGUCAAGAAGGGGAACUCGCGGAUUCUUCAUUCGAGCUGCGAGUACCAUCACACCAAGAUGAAAUACGGUGCUGCAUCGAAGACGAACAAGAAUACCCCCUGUACAAAUGUCCCUAUACACUGCCCGCUAUGCCCUCCAACAUCGAACGGCCAACCACGCACCAUUUGGAAGUACAACACCUUCAUCCACCUCCUCCUCGAGCACAGCACUCCAGACGCAAUCGAAUUGCCUUCGGUUCCCCCGCAACUUCUCCUGGACAUGCACAUCUCGAGAGCCGAAGAGGAAGCGAUGAAGGUUGACGAGGAUGCGACGACCGACUACCGCGAGGAGUUCGACAUACCAGACAGUGACGACAUCCAGCUGGUCAGGGAGGAGCUUCAAGUAGGCCAAAAGCGAGGUAGGGGUCAGUCGACGGUGGUGAGAGAGCCGCGUUCGAAAGCGACGAAGACGGCGUAGUCCUGGCGUAGUCAACCCAGACGACCUCGAGCGAUGUACGGCGAGCGCAGCCUGAGCGCAGCACAGAUGGCAAUGAAUACCGUAUUAGGCUAAUCUUAUCUUAUCGGAGGGCCCCCCCCCAAGUGGUUUCCGGGGUCGCGCUUCUGAGUACGG